Molecule: messenger RNA, 1906 nt
Organism: Annulohypoxylon truncatum
Lineage: Eukaryota; Fungi; Ascomycota; Sordariomycetes; Xylariales; Hypoxylaceae
Exons: 2
Coding region: 665-1750 (361 amino acids)
Source: RefSeq, a predicted model, not a curated record
UGCAAGAACACGAAUAUAGGACUGUGAUAACUGUACAUUACUAGAGUUGGACAAACAGUCUCGAGAUCCAACCAAAUAACCCGACUAGUCUAACUAGGGCUGGGAGGCUGUGUAGAGUGGAGUUGCACUGCAUCAAAGAUCGUCCGCAGGAUUCCUGCGCGCCCAUCGUGCAACCAACAGAUUUCGCGCGAUACCACUUAACGUUCCAUCCGUGCCUCUGUGCCUCUCCGCCGAAUAUUCCAAGGCCAGAGUAGCAAAACGUUAAAAACUCAUUCGGGAAGCGUGGUGGUGUCUGGGGUGGUGAACGAUGCGACGGUACGGCGUGAUCCGAAUAGUGUCGUUUUCCAUCCCGGUUCUGGUGUAACACUGCAGUUGCGGCCAAUAUCGCAUAAUGCUUCAAGACCAAGGGACGAUGCGACACUGGAAGGUUAACACCCUAUUAGGUAAAGUACCUACCUACGCAGGUAAGCUUACAUGUAAGCCUGUGAUCCCACGACCUAUCAGCCGUCUUAGCGGCGGCACAUCUCUAUAAUCUGGGUCUUGCAUACAAUUGGAUUCGUUUACUUCAUUACUGUGGAAUGCUAUAUCACCCUCUUCUAUUCGAUUCGAAGGUCAGUUCACCGACAAAGUGUUUCUCCUCCAAAAACUGUACGGUAUUGUCACGAUGGCGUUGGAAGUGCCAGCAGGAACCCCCGACCUCGGCCCGGGCGUGGUGGCGAUGUGUGCGGUCUUGAUGGUUCUCAUCUGUCUCUCGACGAUUACUCGGAUCCUCUCGAAAGUGAUCGUGAAGCAGCCUUGGUGGUGGGAUGAUUUCUUCGCCCUCAUUUCGGUGCCUAUCCAGCUCACUCUAUUCGGAAUUAUCAUAACCUGGAGGAACAUUGGGCUAGGACUUCACGCAGAAGUGGUGGCGGCGCAGAAUCCGCUUUACCUUGUGCAGGGCGCAAAAUACCUCUACAUCGCCAUCUUCUUCUUCGACAGCUCGAUCACCUUCCCUAAACUAUCGGCUAUCUGCUUCUACGCGCGUGUCUUCCGCUCGAACAACAAAACUUUCAGGAUUCACCUCUGGGUCGUCGGCUCACUCGUGGUGGGCUGGCUAAUUGCGUCUCUCAUCUCAACUAUCUUCCAAUGCUCACCUAUCGAGAAAGCAUGGAACUCGACGCUUCCGGGAACCUGCAUCGAUACUUUUGCUUGGUAUCUGAGCACAGCCGCCCUCUCCGUAUCGAUUGACUUAUAUAUCUUACUACUACCAGUACCUAUGAUCUGGGCGCUGAAGCUGAGCUUGAAACGCCGUAUUUACUUGUUGGCCGCCUUCUUCCUGGCCUACUCCGUCAUCGUUCUCUCCGUCGGCCGCAUGAUCUCGACGAUUAACCUCAUUCCCAAUCUCGCCGCGGACUUAACUUGGAACAUGCCCGCCUACCUUUACUGGGCGUGCACUGAGGGCGCUCUCUCGUUGAUUAGUGUUAGCGUGCCCAACAUAGUCGGGUUGGUUAAGGCACUGAUGGGGCCGCGGUGGCCGGGGACCAAUCCUAAGAGCAGUAACAGGCACACAGACCCGGAAUCUUUGAAGUACGGGGCCUCGGCGGGUGUUCACGCAAGCCAGUCUUUUGCAGGGGAUCGCGAUGGCUUCGAGCGGCUUGUCAGCAGCACGGGGUCUAUCGCUUCGGGAAUAAACGAGCAGAAUGGGAAAGGAGCGCUAAUAGCGCUGGAUAGGAUUCAUGUAAAAACGCAGAUCACUGUUGAUAGAGUAUAAUACCGGUCCCUGGAAGGGAUCAGCGAGAGACCGAGGGCCCCCAAGGUUCACUGAUACAAUUCAUCAGGGGGGGUCACCACGUGUAGAUAAGUUAAAAAGAGCUUACUUUGAGUACAUACCAAAAGUCGGGACCUUUCGGCCCCCAAAACAAAUUAG